UAGUUGCCAAUUUUCUAAAACUGUAGACCCCAAACGCUGAGUAUAGAAAUUUCCAACGAGGGAAAACAAGAGGCUAAAGCCCCCGGUUUUGGGUAACUCGGUCUAUGCAGCCCAUCGUAAUGUACCGAGUCUCGGAGCCUGUCUAACUCGGUCUCUCUUCCUACGUUGCCUAUUCUAAUUCACCUGCCCCUAUAUAUAUAUAUACACACGCCCGUGCAAAUUAUUACAUAAAAUUUUAUAUAAUCUUCCUGGAAAACCACAAUUUUUUCGAAUUCAAGGAGCAUUGAAAGAAGAUUUUUCCUGAUGGGGCGUUGGAUGAAGCCAGAGGUCUACCCACUAUUGGCGGCAAUGACAUUCGUUACUGGUAUGUGCACCUUCCAGCUUGUGAGGAACAUACUCACCAAUCCUGAUGUCAGAGUUAACAAGUCUCGUCGUAGCAUGGGAGUGCUUGACAACAAAGAGGAGGGAGAGAAGUACGCUGAGCAUGGCCUCCGCAAGUUCCUGCGAACGCGCCCGCCGGAGAUCAUGCCUACCAUCAACCACUUCUUCUCGGAAGACAAAUGAACAUAUAUAUAUUCAUGAUCAUCAUUUUUAAUAUCUCUUUGUAGUGCCCUGUGUGUGUAUUUUAGGGGGGAAAAAAAUAGAAUAAAUGAUCAACCCGAAAUCUUUGUACCAGCUGCUAAGGGUUCGGCUUGAAUGUAACAGUGAUGGUUUGAGUCAUAUAGUCAAUUUCGUCUACACGCUUCAUUAGCAA
Messenger RNA from Alnus glutinosa, 754 nucleotides. RefSeq lists its product as uncharacterized. The transcript is spliced from 3 exons. The coding region runs from base 304 to 564 and encodes 86 amino acids. Lineage: Eukaryota; Viridiplantae; Streptophyta; Magnoliopsida; Fagales; Betulaceae. The record is from RefSeq and is a predicted model, not a curated record.